Lepisosteus oculatus (spotted gar) is the source of this 3408-nucleotide messenger RNA. It is a transcript of the gene aatf, whose product is annotated as apoptosis antagonizing transcription factor. Gene Ontology annotation, biological process: regulation of transcription by RNA polymerase II. The record is from RefSeq and is a predicted model, not a curated record. Lineage: Eukaryota; Metazoa; Chordata; Actinopteri; Semionotiformes; Lepisosteidae. Gene Ontology annotation, cellular component: nucleus; nucleolus.
UUCACUUCCAGCUGAGCAAAGAUGGCCGCGUCCAUAUCUCAGCAGCUUGAGGAUUUAUUAAACCCCUUACCGAAAUUCCUGGACCCCGAGGACGACCAGGAUGAAGAGACAAAAGCCAAGGUGAUCGAGAAGUUCGAUGAGGGGGAAAACGAAGACGGGGAGGCUGCCGUCAGCGGGCUGCGCCAGCGGGCCUCGGCGCUGCUGGCCGAAACGGACCGGCGGUACCUGGGCAGGGCUACCUCCCGCAAGGAGCUGCGCCGGGACGCGGAGAGCUCCGGAGAGGAGGAAGAGGAGGAGGAGUUGCAAGAAGGCGCCUCGGAAGAGGAAGAUGAGGAGGAAGAAGACUCUGACCUCAGUGACGAUGACGGCACACAGAUGAAGGCCCUGCUGAGGGAGAAGACCGAUGAUUUUGUCUUUCCUAAGGAGACAGACUUUCGCAAAUUAGCUGAAGGGAUGGAGGAGGAAGGGGAAAGUGAGGAGGAGGAGGAGGAGGAAAUGGAAGGAGAGGAGGAAGAGGAGGAAAUGGAAGGAGAUGAGGAAGAGGAGGGGAUGGAGAGGGAAGAUGAUGAAGAUGCUGUGAUGACUUUCUCCAAAGAAAAAGUGAGCGAAGAAGUUGAAAAAGGAAAAGCAGUUAAAAACCAGCUCGUGCUGUGGGACCAGCUGUUGGAAGGGCGAAUCAAAUUGCAGAAGGCUCUCCUGUCAGCCAAUCAGCUGCCGCAGCCACAGACCUUCCCUUUGUUCAAAAAGAGGGGCGGGGCCGAGUUCGCUGGUGCUCUGAAGAACAGUCACAAGGCUCUGAAGGCCCUGCAGAGGUCCCUUCUGGAACUGCAGGACCAGCUCCUCUGCCAGCAUCCUGACACCAGAGCCAUUGUACUGGGCAAGACUGGCGCUGCACGGCAUAGUGAGGAUGACGACGAGGAGGAGGAGGAGGAGGAGGUGCCCAGCGAGGAAGAGGAGGGCGGGGAGAAGCGGGCUUGGGCAGGGCCCCCCAAGCGCAAACUGGAGAUGGAGGAGUACCCCGAAGUCAUGGCCAAACGCUUUGCCGCUUUCCAGCCGUACCGCGACUCCACGCUGCAGAAGUGGCACGACAAGACACGGCUGACCAUGGGCAAGAUGGGCAAGGGCUUCAGCGCAUUCGAGCGGAACAUCCUGACCCAGAUCGAGCACGUGCUGCUGGACCGGGGGCGACUGCUGCAGCGCACGCAGACCCGGCGCUCGGACUACAGGGUGCUGGGGCGGCCCGAACCCAAGAUCGGGACCGGCAACGAGCAGCUCGGACAGGAAGAAGAGCCAGCACUCAAAGCAAAUGCACAUCUUAAAGACCUGGAUGAGGAAAUCUUCGAUGACGACGAUUUUUAUCAUCAGCUCCUCCGAGAGCUGAUCGAGCGCAAGACCAGCGAAGUCGACCCCAACGACCAGGUGGCCAUGGGCAGGCAGUGGCUGGCCAUUCAGAGGCUGCGCAGCAAGAUCAAGAGGAAGGUGGACACCAAGGCAAGCAAGGGUCGCAAAGUCAGGUUCCACGCGCACAGCAAGCUGGUGAACUUCAUGGCGCCCGUCGACCACGGCGCGAUGAAUGACGACGCGCGGACAGAGCUAUACCGCUCGCUGUUCGGGAAGGUCUCCCCCGCGGCCGGCACCCUGCAGCUGUAAGGAGGGCCGAGAUGGAGGGGCAGGCAGGACGCAGACGUACCGAGGGACGCGCAGAGCACCGUUCCCGAUCCUGAUCCAGGUGCCUUUGGGAAGGAGAGCCGACGUCGACGUGAAAGCCGAUGGUACUUACCUUGAGACAGUGCUACAUAAAACAAAAGGCAAAACUCUUGAAUUCUUGAACUCUUGAACUGGCAAGGGGAGACUGGGUCUGUGUUGAAUCAGUCAGGAACAUGAUACAGGAUCCGGGCUUGUAGGGAUUGUCCCUGAAAGACGUUUGUUUUAUCUUUGUGGCUGGCACACCUCUCCAGAGUUUAGAAGUUAACUGGCGGAGAUUCUCAUAAAGUUUUUUAGUAUUGUGUGAAGACCGUCAAGGUCUCGCGUCCUUUGAAACAAUGUUAAGCUAUGCACACUUCUGUAUCGCUCACCGAGGUGAAAUGGACAGGUCGUUUUCCACGCAGACGAGAGGUGUUUGGGAGUUCUAAAGCCCGUGACGUGAGGCUGCUCGUGGACAAGCAGGUCCUCAAGCAGCAGCCCCUGCGGCAGUGAAGUCUCCUGGGUUUCUCCCUUGGGCUCUCCCACACCGCCAACAUCCUCCCCCCUCCCCCCGGAAACAUCCGCCAGACCGCUGCCACCCCACCACUGUCCAGUCCCUCUCCACAGAGACCCCGCGAGACCCCCCCGCCAGCGCAGCCACACACAGCAGCGGCGGCGGCGGCAACAAAGCCCAAAUCGAAUUGUGUCCGCGACAAAGAAACAGACUCCGCGUUUUUGUCUUCGGAGAAAAGUGGCUUUUCCGUUUUUUUUCGUUUCUUGGCUUUUAUUGUUAUUGUUGUUUUUGUUAUUAUUAUUAUUAUUACAGGAAAAAAAGGCUCAGAGAACAGGACAACGGGAUUCGGUCUCUUGUUUUUUUUUUGUCUGUCCCCAGUCUCGGCUCGACUUGUGCUUCUGUUCUUCACAACACUCGGAAAAUUCUAUUUUGAGACAAACAACUUCAUUUUCCAGCGCGUCUCUAAUUAGCUGCGGAAUUAGUGAGUCUGACGUGCCUCCAUAGAUCAGCCAGGGCCUCGGGGGAGGCCGUUGGGAUAGAGCAAGCCGCAUUUCCAAUUAUUGUGUUGAAUUGCUAAUUUAGUUAUUGUGCCUGCCGUAAUUGUGAUGGGUAUUGGGUGUGCAAUUCAAUUUGUUUUAAAUAUUUGUGGGCUGGCGUACUGGUAAUAGAGCUGACCUAUCUUUCGGCCCAGUCUGAAAGUGGAAGACAAAAACAAAGGAAAGAGACUACAAAGAUUUCUUUUUUUUUAAUUUGAUCUUCCUCAUCCCUCUUAAGACUGUUGAAGUUAAAAAGCUUGAAAUUUACGAAAAUACCACUUUGAUCAUCGGCUGGUAAAAAAGCAUCAAGCAUUAGACUAAUAUUGAGGACUUAAGUUUUAAGAUAAUCGGGGAAAUGCUUUUUUUCCCCCUCUGUUGUUUGAUAAAUAAUUUUUAUUCAGCGUUUCUGUGUAUUAUACACACGUUGGUGUGCAGUUCCAUUGCAUGCUGACAGGAUUAGAAAUGCUAUUUAAAGAUAUCAUUGCAUUUUCUAAAGUAUAUAUAUUUUUGUAUACUGUUAUAAUAGAGGAUAGGCAUUUUUUUGGUUAUGAGGUUGUGGCUUGAAGAAAUGAAAAUUUGUAAUUGUUUUUGCAUCCUAAAGCCUACAGCAUUAGCAGCCAACACAAUGGAAGUUUCCUUCUGUUUUCUGAAAACUAUUAUAUAAAAGAUAGUGAA